CCUGCGACGUGCUCAAACAACCGUGUGCCAGACUCGACGACGACACAAGCCAGCCUGCCGGGCCCUCCUUCCACACGCUGACGAUGGCCUCAAACUACACCACCCGCGCCCUGCUCGUCCUUGUGACGAUCGCGUCUUUUGCCUUUGCCGCCCAAGCGUUCUGUGACUGCCAGGUGACGUGCGAGAACGGUUACAGCUACACCACCACGCUGAACAGCACCUGCGCCAACUGCGACUUCGACUGCUCCCCGUACUUCAACCAACUUGAGCAACGCUAUUGCCCCAACCAGUGCCGGUUUGGUGGCUGCUCUGAGACCUCCUAUUGCACGGACGUCUCUCACCUCGCUGCUGGUAUCAUUGCGGCCAUUGUGAUUGGCAUCCUGGUUGUGGUCGUCUUCGCUCCGCUUGCCUUUUGCUUCUGCAUGGGCGUUGCCUGCUUCGCCGGUCGCCGCCGCCCCAACUACACUGUCGUGCACACAUACGGCACUGCCUAAGCGGCGGGCAGCCAUGCCGUGCCGUGUUCGCUGCUGCUGAUGUUUACCAGCCUGCGUGACAAAUGCACCACCCGUUCUAGUGCCGCUUUCACUGCUGCACACGCAGUUGUUUGUUGUCGUCGUUGUUGCGUUGAUGCUGCUGCUGCUGCGGCCCUCUUCCGGGACGGCAUUGACAGUCAUGUUUCCUUCUUGUUGCUUGCCCAUUUGUGUGCUGUGUUGUUCCCCUCCCCUCCUGUUCCAGCAAGCCAUGGGCCCGUUGCCUUUUGCACCUUUUUUCCCCCACGGCCUACGUUGUGCUUUCACUCCCCCUCCCUAAGCGAUCCUUUGCUGUACCCGUGCAUUACAAAACGCGUUUAC
Salpingoeca rosetta is the source of this 851-nucleotide messenger RNA. RefSeq lists its product as uncharacterized. Lineage: Eukaryota; Choanoflagellata; Craspedida; Salpingoecidae. The record is from RefSeq and is a predicted model, not a curated record. The transcript is spliced from 4 exons. Bases 84 to 494 code for a protein of 136 amino acids.